This is a messenger RNA of Cucumis melo (muskmelon), 936 nucleotides long. RefSeq lists its product as uncharacterized. The record is from RefSeq and is a predicted model, not a curated record. The transcript is spliced from 4 exons. Bases 162 to 659 code for a protein of 165 amino acids. Lineage: Eukaryota; Viridiplantae; Streptophyta; Magnoliopsida; Cucurbitales; Cucurbitaceae.
GAUAUUUUAACCCAAUAGAAAAAGAAAGCUAACAGAGCAAUAGCCUAAGAAAGAAAAAGGCAGAGGAAAGGAAAUAGCGAUUCCUUCAUUCAUUCAUAGAAACACAAACUAAAGGGGGCGUUGGUUUCAAGAAAAAUCAAGAUCAAGGACCAAAGGGAAAGAUGCAGACCGACCAGAAUCCACCGCAGCAACUUCAAACAAUGUUAGAGAAUUCUGGAAAUUUGAGUUUCAGUAGUAAAGAAGACGAUGAGAUGUCCAAAUCGGCGCUUGCUGCUUUUAGGGAAAAGGAAGAAGAGAUCGAUCGCAUGAGGACUGAGCUUCACAACAAACUUCAAGUUCGUCUCGGCCGUGUUCAGGAAGAAUCCAGGCGUUUGUCUUCACUUCGAGAGGAACUUGAAGCCAUAGGAGGAGAUCCAAUGAGGAAGGAAAUUGGACAAAUUCGUAAGAAAAUUGAUGCCCUAAACAAGGAAUUGAAGCCUCUUGGAGUAACGUGCCAAAAGAAGGAGAAAGAGUACAAAGAUGCCCUUGAUUCUUUUAAUGAAAAGAACAACGAAAAAGUACAGUUAAUAUCAAAACUAAUGGAGAUGGUUGGUGAAAGUGAAAAGCUGAGGCUAAAGAGGUUGGAAGAAUUGAGUAAGCAUGUGGAUAACACUUCCUAAUUCAAUUACUAAAUUCAAUCAAUGAAUCAGUUUCUAUUAGUUUCCUUUGGGGUUUUUAUGUUGUUUUCUUUUUUCUUAAAAAUGUUUGUAUUGGGUGUUUGAAAUUUAACCAGGGUCUGUCAUAUGUUUUUUUAUUUCAUUUUGGUUUAAAUUUACUUUCACUAAACAUUCUUAUUUUAGGAUCAUAUUUAUAUAUGUGUAUGUAGUGCUCUUAACCUUACAAAUAUAUCUUGUAUCUAAACUUUUCACAAUUAGAAGUCUAUUACUUAGAAGCUCA